Messenger RNA from Castor canadensis (American beaver), 2189 nucleotides. NCBI's taxonomy places the organism in Eukaryota, Metazoa, Chordata, Mammalia, Rodentia, Castoridae. The record is from RefSeq and is a predicted model, not a curated record.
CACAGGGAACAUGGCGGCGGCCGUGGUGCAGCACCGGGACUGAGUGACAGCAGCUGGGCGCGCUUCUUCCCAGGAGGGGACUCAACUCUCCUCCACCCGCUCCUGUCCCCAGCAUCACCGGCUUUGCUCACGUCCCCUCCGUGCAGCGUUUUGCUGGGACGGAAGGGAAUGACGGGACCCGGGUCCCUUCCCAGCCGUGCUCUGUGCUUGGGGGCCAGGUCCUAGCCGAUUCUGGGCGCACUCCCUCACCUGGGCGUCCAUUCUUCUUUCUCCAGUCUCCUUCCCUUGCAGGUGAGAUCGUCGGUGGAACCGGAGCGCGGGCGGGCGCGCCCCCCCGCCCGACCCCUACCGGGGACCAUGGCCGGAUCCGACACGGCGCCCUUCCUCAGCCAGGCGGAUGACCCGGAUGACGGGCCGGUGUCCGGCACUCCGGGAUUGCCAGGUUCCAUGGGGAUCCCGAAGUCCACGGAGCCUGAGGUCCCGGACCAGGAGGGGCUGCAGCGCAUCACGGGUUUGUCUUCGAGCCGUUCGGCUCUCAUAGUGGCCGUGCUGUGCUACAUCAACCUCCUGAACUACAUGGAUCGCUUCACCGUGGCCGGCGUCCUUCCAGACAUCGAGCAGUUCUUCAGCAUCGGGGACAGUAGCUCCGGCCUCAUCCAAACCGUGUUCAUCUCCAGUUACAUGGUCUUGGCACCUGUGUUUGGCUACCUGGGUGACAGGUACAAUCGGAAGUAUCUCAUGUGCGGGGGCAUUGCCUUCUGGUCCCUGGUGACACUGGGGUCAUCCUUCAUCCCCAGAGAGCGUUUCUGGCUGCUCCUCCUGACCCGGGGCCUGGUGGGGGUCGGGGAGGCUAGUUACUCCACCAUCGCGCCCACCCUGAUCGCCGACCUCUUCGUGGCAGACCAGCGGAGUCGAAUGCUCAGCGUGUUCUACUUUGCCAUCCCCGUGGGCAGUGGUUUAGGUUACAUUGCAGGCUCCAAAGUGAAGGAUGUGGCCGGGGACUGGCAUUGGGCCCUGAGGGUGAGUCUGGUCAUGGCAUGGGGAGGGUUAGGGGUGGUAGCUGUCCUGUUGCUGUUCCUGGUAGUACGAGAGCCACCCAGAGGAGCUGUGGAGCGCCACUCAGACUCACCACCCCUGAGCCCCACCUCAUGGUGGGCAGAUCUGAGGGCUCUGGCCAGAAAUCCUAGUUUCAUCCUGUCUUCCCUGGGUUUCACUGCUGUGGCCUUCGUCACGGGCUCCCUGGCCCUCUGGGCCCCAGCGUUCCUGCUGCGUUCCCGUGUGGUCCUAGGGGAGACACCGCCCUGCCUUCCUGGAGACUCCUGCUCUUCCUCUGACAGUCUCAUCUUCGGGCUUGUCACCUGCCUGACUGGCAUCCUGGGUGUGGGCCUGGGUGUGGAGAUCAGCCGCCGCCUCCGCCGCUCCAACCCCCGGGCUGACCCGCUGGUCUGUGCUGCUGGCCUCCUGGGCUCCGCACCCUUCCUCUUCCUGUCCCUUGCCUGUGCCCGGGGUAGCAUCGUGGCCACCUAUAUCUUCAUCUUUAUUGGAGAGACCCUUCUGUCCAUGAACUGGGCCAUCGUGGCUGACAUUCUCCUGUAUGUGGUGAUCCCCACGCGACGCUCCACCGCUGAGGCCUUCCAGAUUGUACUGUCCCACCUGCUGGGUGAUGCUGGGAGCCCCUACCUCAUCGGCCUGGUCUCUGACCGCCUCCGCCGGAGCUGGCCCCCCUCCUUCCUGUCCGAGUUCCGAGCCCUGCAAUUCUCACUCAUGCUGUGUGCCUUCGUCGGGGCGCUGGGUGGCGCAGCCUUCCUGGGCACCGCCAUCUUUAUUGAGGGUGACCGCCGGCAGGCUCAGCUCCACGUUCAGGGUCUGUUGCAUGAGGCAGGCUCCACGGAUGACCGCAUUGUGGUUCCCCAGAGAGGCCGUUCCACCCGGGUCCCCGUGUCCAGCGUGCUCGUCUGAGGUGCCGUCACUCGCCUGUCUGCACAUCAGUCACCAAUGGCCUGGGCUGCCCCAUGCCGUGCCCGGCUGAAACCCUCAGCCUGCCCAGCUUCAGAGGAAGCUGUGGGUUGUGUCCCAGCUUCCAGAUACUACAUGGGCAGCCCGGGGAGGAGUGGGGGACCGGGAGUGGUAUCCCUUCUGUCGGGGCAGCCCAGGGGCUCGGUGCUAUUUGUAAUGAAAUAAAAUUUGUA